AUGAAUCGGUUCGCAAAUUGAGUGUAUUCUUCUGGAAAAGUUAACGGUUUAGAUCAAUAGCAAAAGUGUUAUCAACUCGUUCACAUUUUCUGCUUCAAAUUCGCUUUUUCGGUCGUUGCCACGCGGAUUUUCGUCGUCAAGUUCCGAAUUCGAUAAAGGCGAAAGUGCCGAAAGAAAAGUAUGCAAUUUCUUGCGUUUCUCGCUAAUUUUUGCAAUUUUCUUCUUGCGCCUUUAAAAUACGGUAGCAGAAAUGCUCGUUGCUUUGCUCACGGCCCGGCAAUUCAUACAGUGGCCGAGAAAAAUGCGUGGAUUAAAUACUCAGCCCAGCGAUUUCGCUGCUGUGGACUUGCGUACAACGGUGUAUGCAGAUUCUGCAUACCGUAACCCAAAAAUAUGCGGCUAAUUAAAAAAAAAUUUAUUGAAAGUACAGAAAAAGCCGAAGAAAGACGGAAAAAUGUGCUAAUCUCAUCGAAAGUAUAGGGAAACGUCGAAAGUAUACAAGAAAACGUGAUUUUGACAGUAAUUGCAGAAAUUUUCGACUAGAAUUGAUUUUUUCAUUUCCCGGCAGUUACACUCUUGCAAAAAUUCAUUUUUCGGUAUCUCUAGACGUUCUAUGUGUAAAAAAAUGUUAAAAAGUAUAUAAUAAAAAGAAUGAAAAACUACGAAUGACAUCAAAAAUAUUAGCGGAGAUUCGUUGGAAACGCUGGCGGAACUCGAAGCGAAUUCAUGAACGGAGUGCCCCUAGCCAUAAUUAGCCCUAAAUUUAUUAAUUUGUGGAGAAUUGUGUCUUCCAAUUUUUUUAUUAUAUUUGAGAGGAGAGUUUCCGGCGCAUAUCCUUUCGAUGUAGAGCAUUCACAUGCCAGCGUUCUGAAUUGACGAUAAUCAGCGUUCUGACUUGUUGAUGAGAGUGUUGACUUCACGCAAUAACCGGAUCGGGUCCAUACCUUGCAGGCUUCUUGGACUUGGCUUGAAACAUCUUGGAUCCAAGUUUAGAGGCUGGAAAAGCCGACAUUUUGCGAACAUUGCGGCCUUUUCGGCCUCACACCCUUAUAUCUCGGGAAAUUUAUGAAAAACCGAAAAAAAAGUUGAGAUUUUGAUCAUAGAGGGCUCUGAUUUUUUGCCAAAAGUUUCUCACUAUUGUAUUCGAUAAUUUGAGCCAGGACUCCGAUCGAUGUAAGGUUUCUGAAGACGUCACGGAGCUGAAUUAUCGAUUUUUAGUGAAUUUUACAAAAACUUCGAUAAAAAAAGUUGAGAUUUUGAUCACAGAGGGCUCUGAUUUUUUGCCAAAAGUUUCUCACUAUUGUAUUCGAUAAUUUGAGCCAGGACUCCGAUCGAUGUAAGGUUUCUGAAGACGUCACGGAGCGGAAAUCUCAAUGUUUAGCGAAUGUUACAAAAACUUCGAUGGAAAACCUGUGAAAAUUAAUAAAAACGGAAGUCAAAGUAAAGAAGUGUAUUAACUUCAAUGACAAAACACGAAUGAAUCACUUAAAACUGCCAGAGAAUCUUUUAUAGCAGAUAAUCCAGUUCGUGUGUUGAAAAAACACACGUGGCCGAAGUUUCGCAAGGCGCAAAAUUUUCUCGGCCAAUGUAUGAAUUGCCGGCCCGUGAUUGCUUUCUUUAAAAAAAAUGUCCCUUUUUCUUUUAAAAAUUUUUUUAAAAAAAUAUUUUUUUUAAUAAAAAAGCUGUGAAAAACAUGAUUUUUUUCUUUUUUUACGUCAAAAAAAACCAAUUCAGCGAUGUAAAAAAACGGAAAACAAACAUACGCUGAUUAGCCCCAUUAAAUGUUGUAGAAUGAACAUUUUCGCAUUCUACCGUACUUUUUAAAGGCGCACAACAAAUAAACGCGCAAAAAACACGCAAGCUCGAUAAAAUCAAGGAUUUUCCUCAAAAAGCCAAUAAAUCUGUAGCAUUUCUUUAAAAAUCGAUAAAUCCACGAAAAUUCGUCGAAAAAUCGAUAAAUCGGGCGUUGCAGAAUGCGUGAGUUCUUCAACAAACACUCGGUGCUUCCGCACGGAAUUCAGACGGACGCCGACGCGAAACUACUCUCGAAAGAGCUUCAGCCCGGCGAGCGCAAGCUUCUUUUCGAUGCGCUCCGCAAAAUAAGUACCGUAACAUCCGCCCCACGUUUUGAAACUUUUCGAUAACAAAACAUUUUUGAGCCGCCGAUCAGUACAAUGAGCACAAAAAGGUGACGGAAGUGAGCAUUCAUCACGAGGAUUUGGUCAAAGUUUGGUAGGCGUGUAGCUGCUGUAGCUACAGUACUCCAACAAUAAUUUUAUAGGUACAUCAACUUCAUUCCAAUGUUCGUGUACGGUUGUGUCGAUCAGGCGUUCCUCAUCAUUGGCGGCGAAAGCAUUAACAAGUGAGUCGACACUAAAACACUACAGUAGCCCACCGUAUUCCUACAGUAUCUUCUCGGUGUACAACGGAAUGUCAAUGCUCGCGUCGGCCGCCUUUGCCAACUUCCUCUGCAAUAUGAUCCUUCAGCUGCCCGCCGAUCGCAGCGCCGAUUUGUUCGGCAUACGGUAGGCUACCGUAUUCCUACAUCAAUCCUAUCAACAUUUAUUUCUUUACAGAAGGCCAGUUUUGUCUGUCGACCAGAUGAAUACGCUCGAGUUCAAACACGCGUCUUUUGUGGCCAAGGUGAGCAAAGUGUAACGAAAGUUUGCAGUAAAACCCCAAAAACUAGGGCUAGGGCCAAUUUUAGGCCUCUGAAUUCCAAUUUCAACACCAUUUUCUGUAAAAAUGCCAACCAAAGCGAGCAUUUUUCAGUUUUGCGGUCUGUGGCUCGGACUGACGCUCGGAACGCUUCCGUUGUUCUUCAUCGACGAUAACCUCGACAGACGUACUCUCGACAACAAACAGUUUCUGGACGGCACGAAGAGCGAGUGGUCCGUGAUGGACAAUAGCGACGAAGGCGGAAAAGUGAACCCGGACGAGUGUUGGGAUUUUGGCGGCGCUCCGCAAUGA
Molecule: messenger RNA, 2970 nt
Organism: Caenorhabditis sp. 36 PRJEB53466
Lineage: Eukaryota; Metazoa; Nematoda; Chromadorea; Rhabditida; Rhabditidae
Source: the annotation of a GenBank genome assembly